CAAAGUUGGGGUUUGAAUUUUAAGCAGCUGGAAGGAAGGAGGAGGAGAAGGGAGGGAGGGAAGGAGGCAGGAACACAGCUGGAGGAGGAGGAGGCCAACAUCUGGAGGAGGCUCCUCCUCUUGGGAAGGCAAAGCAAAAGCCAGACAGAUGAGAGGAGAUUUUCAUUCCACCUUGAUUUUUGGUCCUUGGAUGCCGUCUGCCUUAUACCCGCGUGCCAAAUGACGUGAGAUAGUGAAGCAGACGUUGAAGAAGCAACUCCUAGCCCUGGAUAGCAUGGAGGAAAAUCUCAUCUCCAAUCGGACUCCUCUUUGGCUUUCCCUUCUGUCUGCAUCGGAGGAUUUAGGAGGUGGGUUGGGGGAUUAAGAGACCCCCAGUGUGUUGAUGCCUAUGGGGGCAGGGCAAACGAGCACAGCCAAUGCUGAUUCUCUGCAGAAUGUGUUUAACUCUUGAGCCGAUUAAGGGCUUGGCUUAUCCCUCUCUGGACUCUGCACAACAACAUCUCUGUUUUCUUUCCAAAGAGGUUCUCUUUCUCUUUAUUGGAAACCAAGGCUUCCAAAUAUGGCUGGCAGAGGGAGGAAAGAAGGGCUAACGGGAAACAUCUCUGAAACCACUGUUCCAUGGAUAGGACAUAUGUUGGCUUCAGGAUGGUUCAAGUGAUUUCCCUUAAUAACCUGGAAUAUCUGGGCUCCCAGGGGGGUCUUUUCACUCAGUCCACAGUGUGGGGCCGAAACUAGAUUUUCCUUUGACCUAUUUUGAGGAGCAAAAUAAUGGAUUUUUAGGGAGGAAGUAUGAGCUUUUUCUUUGGGAGAGGAACAACCUGAAGAAGACAAGGUGGCAAAUGUGGACUUUCUCACGCGGUCACAAAGUAAGUGUAACAUCUUGUGGAAAUGGCAGAACAAGUCGAAACAGGAUCUGAGUCAGGCUCAGAGGGAUCAAGGAGGGAUAGUUUUCCAGUCCAGUCUGGAACCGCUCAGAACCUGUCCCAAUGGACAGCACCACGACAAGAGGGGAUACCCCACCAUUUAGAAGCCCAGUGGCAAGAGUACUUGAAAACAGCUCAGUAUUCCAUCUCGAGACGUGAGACUUCCCAGCUGCCAGAUGUGACUUCAUGCGAUGACCUGCCAAUGUUUGAUCGUGUGGUUGGUGCCUGCCAGUGGUCUAGAGAAGGGAUCAGCCAUCUCAUACCUACUUUUAGUGCAGAAGCCCAACAGGCCUUAAUUAGCUUGAAUGCCAGGGACAAAGGGGACCCUGGAAAGGCCAAAACCACCACCCUGCGAGCCAACGCAAGCAGUGCUGAGACACAACGCCAACGCUUCCGCCAGUUCCGUUACCAGGAGGCCGAAGGACCUCGUGAGGUUUGCAGCCGGUUACGUGAGCUCUGCCAUUGCUGGCUGGAGCCGGAGAGUCGGACUAAAGAGCAGAUCCUGGAGCUGCUGAUACUGGAGCAAUUUUUGACAAUCCUGCCCAAGGAAAUCCAACACAGAGUCCGAGAACGUGGCCCUGAGACCUGCGCCCAGGCAGUAGCCUUGGCCGAAGGUUUCCUUCUCAGGCAGCAGGAGAGCUUGCAAAGUGGACCACAGGACUCUGACUCAUUCCAGGAGACAGCUGUAAAUCUCUCUGAAAGCCAGAGAGAUGCCAGACAGAGACCUUCAGCGAAGGAGACCAGGCAGCAGGAUAAUGGGAAGGCCAUCUUGCCAGGUGCCAAAGUCACAAACCGUGCACCACUUCAGCCUUCAGGAGCCAAGGAAGAGGGGAUUACUCCAGGCGUGACUACAAAGAAAGAGAAACCCCAUGUCUGUAUUGACUGUGGGAAAUGCUUUGCACGUCCCUCUGACCUGGCUAAACAUGAAAACAUUCACACGGGUGCCAAGCCCUUUCGCUGUAUGGAGUGUGGAACACGCUUCAGUCAGUUAUCCCACUUGACGAGACAUCAGAGAAUUCACACGGGGGAAAAACCACACACAUGUACUGAGUGUGGGGCAUCAUUUGCCCAGCGAGCCUCACUGGUUAGUCACCAGAGAGUCCACUCAGGAGAGCAGCCUUAUCGCUGUUCUCAUUGCCAGCAGUGUUUCAGCCACCAGUCGGCACUCAAAGUGCAUGAACGAAUCCACACAGGUCAGAAACCCUACAUCUGCCUGGAAUGUGGAAAGAGGUUUGUUUCCUCUUCCACCCUUAAAAUACACAAGCGGAUCCAUACAGGGGAGAAGCCGUUUUCCUGCGCUGAAUGUGGGAAGCGAUUCAUUCAGCGCUCCAACCUGAUUUCGCACCAGCGGACCCACUCUGGAGAGAAACCCUUUUGCUGUGGUGUGUGUGGCAGAAGGUUCAGCUACCCAUCAGACCUCACCAGGCACCAGAAAAUCCACACAGGGGAGAAGCCAUUUCCCUGUGAUGAGUGUGAGAGAAGAUUCACCAGGUUCUCGGAUCUUCUCAUACAUCGGAGAAUACACACUGGGGAGCGGCCAUAUCGGUGCCUUGAGUGUGGCCGAAGAUUCAGGCAGAAGAGUGCUUUGGUGACACAUCAGAGAAUCCACAUGAAAGAAAAAGCAACUGAAAAAAGUAAGCCUGUGGCACCCUUAGAGUCACAGACAGAUAGUGAACUGAGAGUCAAAAAAGAGACAGAAGAGGAGGGAGACAUUCCAGAGAAGGAAGAGAAGUAGAAAGAUUGUGCACCUAGAAGGAAUCAGCCUUGCCUUGUCUUCCCAGCUCCUGAUCUAUCAUACCCUAACUAAGGAAGGAUCUCUCUAGAGGAGGUGAAGAAGUUUCAUUUUGUUCCCUUGAUAGAUCCCUUCUCUCACACUGGUCAGCCACAAGAACCUUUUUCCAGGAUGAUUUAGCUCAGGAUGUAAUGGAAACUGGGAAUAACAACCUCUUCCUUACCCCCAGAGACUUUGCUGCUCAUGAGGCAUGUGGGAAAAAUUGCUUCACCCUGAAAGACUGGGGGGGGGGAUUCAAGCCUUGAUGGGUUUCUUUUUUCCCAUUUCCAGCACGAGAGGCAACAAGACUCCUCUUACAAGGAAGUUGUUGCUCUAUGGAUUAGGCAAAUAGGAAAUUGACUCCACCAGAUGGAUUGGAAUACUGGGACAAUGCUGAAGCAUAGUAUGCCACUGAAAACUGAAGCCGUUUGGGCUGAUCUGUGCCAUCAUGCUUCUCUUCUCAGUUUGUUUUCAAGGGCCUAUCCACAAGGGUUCCUUCCAGGUUUUAACUGGUCAUAUUCAGAAUCAAGGAGAGUACAGAACGUUUUUUGUCCAGAGGUAGCAUAAAAUGUGAUUUGCUGGGUUUGGGGAACAAAAACUAGAUGGCUAGCACUACCUGAUCCUUUUGAACCCUGUGGAGAAAUUCUGGGAGGAAAAGGAUGUAAAACCAUGAAAGGGUUUGCACAUAUUUCUGUCAUUUAAACUGCACCUUCCACAAUUGGUCACAUUUAUCUAUCACAUUUAUAGGUUAUCAAGGUGAAGGUUAAUAUCCAGGCCAGUAGGAAUGCUCCUUGUAAACAUGGUCCAUAAUAAAUCCCUGAGCCAGUGUGGUAAGUGAAUUUCUAGAUUCAAGUGUCCACUCAAAUAUAGAUUAAAACAGGUUCAAAUGUCCACUCAGUGUGUGGCCGGGGACAAAUUAUACUCCCCAUCAGUAAGAGGGGAAGCUGGGGUCUACCUCAAAGAGUUGUUAACAAGGAUAGGCUACAUGAAGAUUUAUGGCAAUUUGUAAAUUAAAAGUGCUAUGUAAGUGAUGAAGAAUGAUUUCUAGGUUUGGGGUGGGGGAAACAAGUUUCUGCAGAUUUGCCCCAAUAACUGUCAAUCCAUCCUCUUGAAGUGUUAGCUGGAGUAUAGCCCAUGAGAGUCAAACCACAAGAACUACUACUUAUAUUUGUGUUAGGGCAGGAGAGAACUGUGAUAUUUUUCACCAUGAUAAGAGUUGCCAGAGUGAAAAAAUUUGUGAGCAUUAAAUGGUUGUAUAGAAGAAGGAAUUUCAGCAGACACUUGUCAUGCAACCAGCGAACAAGAAACACCUGCUGAAAUUCCUUCUGCAUGACCAUUAAUAGUAUGGGAGCUGUUUCCAGUUUCCACUCUGGGAACCCUAAAUACAUAUUUCCACCAUAGAGUUGGAAGGGCUGUACAAUGAUCAUCUACCAGUGCAGGAAUCCUCAGCUAAAGUGUACUUGGUAAAGUGGUUGACCAACCUCUUUUUAAAAACCUCCAGUGAACCAGAUUCCACUGCCUUCCAAAAAGUCCAUUCAACUCCAGGUGUGCCCAACUAUAGUUGAAUGGCUGGAUCAGUAAAACCUGAGAAAGGGCAGACUGGAUGAAAUGCACUCAGAAAUGCAUGGCUUGCAGCAUGGGCUCCAAGAUGGUCAACUCCAAGGGUGGGGAAAGUGGUCUGUGGGCACAUGCAGUCCUUAGAGCCCCUUUGGGGUCAAAAAGCUUAUUUACAUUGUAAAAAAAUGCAAAAUAUUUUUUGCUCUGUAAAAUAUUGAGGGCAUUUCAACUAUGUUAUCAGGCCCCACCCAGACCAAUUUAGGGACAGAAGAGGUCUUUUUUGAAACAGGAACUUAACAGGAAGUGACUUCCUGUUGUUAAAAAAAGGUCUUUCAUGGGCCUAAAAUGUUGGGUUUCAGUGUAAUUCUUAAAUUUGGAAAUGUUAUGCUUUUAAACUACUGUUUCCUGAAUGUCUAGCCAGCGUUGUCUAGAUUACAUUACUGUAUGACAGUGUAUUGUUUUGGUUAAGAAAGUAGAGAGAUUAUCCUUCGUUUGAAAAAUAAUGGAUCUUAAACUUUAUAAUGCCAUCUGAUACAUUUUAUGCCAGCUGUCCCAAUUUGGAAGGGACAGUCCUUCUUAAUCCUCUGUCAUCCCAUUUUUUCAGAUGCUUUAAAAUGUCCCAGUUUCUCUCUCCUCUUUCUCCCUUCAUUCUCAGCUUACCCCAAUCACUGCAAACUGUGUUCAAGGUGCAAAAGGUAGUUUGCUCUCAACUCAGCAGGUGGGAGAGGAGAGGAUAGCAUCUUGCCCUUCCCAGUCAGCUCAAAAGCAAACAGCUGCGACUUCUCCUAGCUUGUGUUCUUCCUCAUUAAUAAC
This is a messenger RNA of Sceloporus undulatus (fence lizard), 5064 nucleotides long. RefSeq names its product zinc finger protein 260-like. Gene Ontology annotation, cellular component: nucleus. Gene Ontology annotation, molecular function: DNA-binding transcription factor activity, RNA polymerase II-specific; RNA polymerase II cis-regulatory region sequence-specific DNA binding. The record is from RefSeq and is a predicted model, not a curated record. Gene Ontology annotation, biological process: regulation of transcription by RNA polymerase II; central nervous system development. The transcript has 5 exons. NCBI's taxonomy places the organism in Eukaryota, Metazoa, Chordata, Lepidosauria, Squamata, Phrynosomatidae. The coding region runs from base 889 to 2658 and encodes 589 amino acids.